AGGAAUGGGCAGUGACCAGGCACAGUCACCACACACCUUUUUCCACGGAGUAAUUAAGGCCUGCCUGAGAGUGAGAGAGCACUCCCUGCCCAGCUGCAUAAGGGAAAGCUGACUGAACUACCACCACUACCACCAAGCAUGAAACUCCUGGGGACUGCCUUCUUUUUCCUUGCUGUACUCUGUGUUUGCACUGUAGGAGAAGAUGACAUUCAAAUCUCUACUGUCAAUUCAACCACUUCUGCAGUAACAUCAAAAGCUGUGGAACCUGUGACUACAACAGCUUCACAAACAACAGUGGCAGCAGCAGUGCUGACAACAAUUGCAGUCGGAACUACAAACGAAACCACCACAAACAGCCCCACAUCUCCUUCACCCAAUGCUACAUCACAAACACCACAAGGUACAGCAGUACAACCACCAGCAGUGACUACAGCAGCAAGUACAAGUCCCAGCACAACAAACGCUACACAGGCAAGUGGAACACAAUCAGCACAAAAUGAGAGUUCGGAUGCUGCACCUACUACGGGACAGUCUUUUUCUUCUACAGCCUCUCCAGAAAGAAGCACUUCUGCUUCUGGAACCUCAGUUAAGUUUCUUGAAGAGGCAAAGUCUGGCCAGGACAGCUGCAUGGCUUUUGGUUAUGCCAAAAGCCUUCCCACGAGCUCUCCAACAAAUUCAACAAAGCCAACUUCUGAAAGUCCUAAAAGCAGUUCUGGAAACCAGAGAGGGAGUGAUAUCAGCUAUUCUAAUAUUAUCUUGCCAAUUGUCAUCACCCUGAUAGUCAUUACCCUCUCUGUCUUCUCACUGGUGGCUUUGUACAAAAUGUGCCAGAAGAAAACUCCAGAGAGACAAGAGAAUGGUGCUGAACAAGCCCAGUCAGAUAAAGAAGGAGUCAAACUUCUUUCUAUGAAGACAACUUCUCCUGAGACUGGAGAGCAAUCAUCUCAUGGGAAGAAUAAAACUCGGCAACUCUUCACAUCUCAGCAAUAAAUAUAUGUGAAGCAGCCUGUUUUAUCACAAUAUGCAGGAACAUCUCACCAAAGUUGUGUUUCAAUGGGAAAUGAGGAGAAACUGAAGCUUUUUACCAUCAGGACACUUGUGUAAAUGACCAGGUUUUGACUUCUAAAUCUCAAGCAUCUCUUUUCCCUUCUGAAAUGACAUGAAAUUUUUUGAUGGCUUAAUAACUUGUAUAUCAUGUAUAUUUAUUACUUUCACAUAUAGUAAAAGCAGGGAAACAAGGUUGAAAAGAAUGUAAAACAAGAAGGGUGAAGAUAAAGUAAAAAUUUGCAUUUGAUGUUUGCAUAGUAGCUUCUGAAAAUGUUUUCUGCUCUCACAGGAAGAAAUAUGUCAGCAUAUUUUGUUGAACUUAUGGUAGCUAUGGAUCUUUUAAUUGUAUGUAGCAGAAUACAUGCAGGGCCUGACCCUUGAAGCAGGACUGGGCAAACAGCCACUAUGAAAAUUAAUUCAGUGAUUUGCAUGAGACUCCUCACUGUAGCACAUGCUUUGCUUGUCAUAAAUGUUUACAGGGUGGGAUGCCUGGCUGAGAUGCUGAAGUGUGGGCUUCUUUUCUGUGAAGAGAGGAAUAUACCUUGCACUGAGGCUCUUUGAAAUUCUGUAAAUUUCUGAAUAUAAUCCUUGCAAUGUAACAGGCAAUAGUUGGUUUUUCACCUGUUCCUUGGCUAAUUGCAUUAUGUGUGCUACAAAUAUGACUCCCAUAUAGCCUGGGGCACACAGUGGGAAUCAGCAAGGUAAGCAAUUUCACAGAUGAACCUCUUCCCUGUGUUCUGAGUAAGGCAUGAGAUUCCUGCAGGUUAUUGAAUAACUCUGGAAGUUCAAAGACUGUUUCAAGUGCUAAUUACAGACACUUAAUUUGUACCGAGCUGGCAGUUCCAAAAUAUCAAGUAGUGCUUCUACCUGCAUGUACCCUACAUUUCUAAAACUAUAAAUGUUUGAAAGUUAUGUUACUGUGAGCAUCUGCUCAGUCUCAAGCCACUGACUGUAGCAUUCCAAGAAUUACCUUCUUAUUUUAAUUGGGAAAUGGAAAGAAGGCAACUGGCGGUCUAAGUGCAGGACCAAGAUCCAGGGCAAUCAUCUAAGUUUUGAUACCUAUUGAUACAAUGCUUUUGAGAAACUUUUCUCUCCAAUUUCCUUCUCUAAAAUAUUAAAACUUACCUGCAUUAUGGUGAGAGAUUGAGCAGAUUUAUUAGUUCAUGUCUAUAGACAAAUCUGAAAAGUGUUUAUUUCCCUGUGCUUGGCCCUUGCUCUUACUUUCACUUUGGUGGGUCUGAUAAUCUUCUUUCUUAGUGGCACCAUGAGAGACUUUUGGUGAAGCUCAGUAAAAGAUGGGAAACAAGUGUCCAUGGUGCAGCUGAACUUGUGGUUCAUUCAGGUAUUCCUGGAUCACUUGUGUUCCUCUGGAGCAGAGAAGUCUUGGAUGCCUACUUUGGAAAGGUCAGGCCAUCUAAAAUAUGCUAGUUGGCAUCUCCAACUAUUCUGGUUCCUGGUUGAUGUGGUUUCCUUCAAAAAAAAGCAGUCAUUGUGGAUUUUCAUGUUGAUUAAAAACCCAAGGUAUUUUAUAAUGUGUUGUAUCAUGGUGAAAGGACAGUAAAGUAGAGAAAUAUUGUGAAAUAUCUGUGUUUUUGUGCAAAAUCUGUUUAGAAACUACCAUGUUGUGUCAAGAAAAAAAAAAUUACUGCCUAAUAAAAUUUAUUCUCUUUAUUA
Messenger RNA from Oenanthe melanoleuca, 2721 nucleotides. It is a transcript of the gene EMCN, whose product is annotated as endomucin. Lineage: Eukaryota; Metazoa; Chordata; Aves; Passeriformes; Muscicapidae. The record is from RefSeq and is a predicted model, not a curated record. The transcript is spliced from 13 exons. The coding region runs from base 139 to 990 and encodes 283 amino acids.